GGAAUCAUCACUCACUUUAUACGUGCCCAAUUGAGAACCAAGAAGAGAAAGAAAUGAAUAAUGAGGAUGGGGAAGUGGUGGAAGCAGUGAAUGGGGAUAAGAAAGUACCUAAUAUAACGAUAAAGGUAGUGAGAGAAAAGGGUUCGACAAAAUCUUCGUCUUCUUCAAGCUUCAGUUUUUGUCGUUCUGAUGAAUGUGGGGUGGACUUGAGCAUGGCCAAGAAUUACAAUAGGCGACACAAGGUUUGUGAACGACAUGCUAAGGCUCCUGUCGUUUUAGUGUCUAGCAUUCGUCAGAGGUUCUGCCAACAAUGUAGCAAGUUCCAUGAACUUGCGGAGUUUGAUAACAAAAAAAGAAGUUGUAGGGCAAGAUUGGCUGGUCAUAAUGAACGUAGAAGGAAAACACAGACAGAUCAAUCCUCAGGUGGUGACCAUUAGCUACAUGCCCAUCUCAAGUGAGUAGCAGCUUGAUAGCAGUCUCAAACUUUUGACUUCUAAGAAUUAUCUUGGUACAAGAGACUUUU
Molecule: messenger RNA, 523 nt
Organism: Abrus precatorius (Indian licorice)
Lineage: Eukaryota; Viridiplantae; Streptophyta; Magnoliopsida; Fabales; Fabaceae
Product: squamosa promoter-binding protein 1-like
Exons: 3
Coding region: 54-437 (127 amino acids)
Cellular component (GO): nucleus
Molecular function (GO): DNA binding
Source: RefSeq, a predicted model, not a curated record